Molecule: messenger RNA, 1677 nt
Organism: Chiloscyllium plagiosum (whitespotted bambooshark)
Lineage: Eukaryota; Metazoa; Chordata; Chondrichthyes; Orectolobiformes; Hemiscylliidae
Source: RefSeq, a predicted model, not a curated record
AUGGAGCAACCUGGGGCUGCCAAAGGCUGUCACCCUGAACUUGUGAAGUGGCUACUUGAACAUUUUUACGUUUGUGAAGGCUGGAGCAUUCCGCGUGGUCUCAUUUAUCAGUUUUACUUGGAAUAUUGCAAUCACAAUAGAUUAACUCCAAUAAAUGCAGCUACUUUUGGGAAGUUUGUUCGUUCAGUGUUUAGUGAUCUGAGAACAAGGCGUCUGGGUACAAGAGGGUGUGCAAGAUAUCAUUAUGAAGGAAUACGUGUGAGACUACAUUCUCAUCUAUAUGGUCGAUAUUCAUCUCUGAUGACCAAUAAACAAUUUGAAAGUUUAGAUUUUUCUAGCUUGGAAAGAGAAAGUUUCUUCACUGUCGACAACAAGUGCAGAAAGACAGAAAAAAACUCCGGCUCUACAUGUGAAUUAACUCGAUUUACCUCCUGGGAACAAGAAUUAGAAAAAAAAUAUUCUACUCAAAUGUUUACUGAAGUUGCAGAUUCAUAUUAUAACCAUUGCCAAGAAAUCCUGCAGCACAUUAGAAGUAAUCAACUUGACAAGGUCAGAAGUCUCCUUUUGAUGUUCUGGGAGUCGUUCACAUACGAUGCUAUCGCUACAUCUUUCCCAGAUAUAUGCCAGCUUUUCUGCUCUUAUGAUGCACAAAUGUACAAGAUGAUAGAAGAAAUUCUUCUUCGCGAUUUUCUUGGUGACUUUUCUGUGCAACAUCUUCAGAGUGCCAGAUACUUUGCUAAAAAGUUUAAAAGUUGGCUAAUUGAAGCACUGGAGGGCAUACCAUUGCUACUACAAUCAAUGAAAAUGAGAGCAGCAAAUAUGUUUGUCAAUCGACUGAGAAGAAGAACUUGUAUUUGCAACCUAGCAAAGAGCAUGCACAUAGUUUUGAAUAAUCAUAGAAUGGUCAGCACCUUAAGAACUGACCUCCGUUCUAUUAUUAGUCAGGGGCUGUUGAAUAUCCCCAGUAAAUCCACAAAAACAUUCAAGUGUUCACUGCAAGAAAUAGGCUGCAGUUUUGAAUGGAAAUGUUUUGAUAGUUUGCUAGCUUUGCUAGAUACUGCAGCAGAUAUUAGAGCUUACUUUCAGUGUGUGUCAACCCUUGUGCAUCUCUUUGUAUUUCAGCCCAGCAACUUCAGGGGAGAAGAGUUCACACAACUAGCUGCAAAUUUCCAGUUGAGAUGGAACUACUUCCUGUCUGCAAUAAGUCGUGCUUUAACACUGUCAAAUGCAGAAUCAUUUGGAUCUUGGCACUUGGUGAACCUUCUAAUUUCUGAGUAUUUAACUCAUGUACUUCAGUCCUACAUGGAAGAGGAAAUGGAAAAAUCAGUAUCAGAAAACAUGGGCCAACUCUCACAUGAUUCAAUUCAGGAACCAGACUUAGAAUCCGUUCUCAAAAAGUAUUCAGUACCAGAGUCUCUUAAUGUAAAGUCUGAACAAACAGGUGACAAAGACCUUAAUCUGCAAAAUAUCACCAUCAAACCUUUGGGCUUUAAAGUUGAUACAUUGACUGGCAACAAGUUAAUUCAGGUGUUGGUUGAAGAGGAGCCAAGUAAGAGUACUCUUAAACUGAAUCUGUCAUUAGGAAAGAAAGCAGUUGUCACUUUAAAGAAUGGCCAAACAUUUGAAAUCCACACUUCCAAGAUGCAGCAACAUGUAGCUGGUGAUGUGCAAACAUAA